UGGAGAGUCGUGCUCCGGCCGGAUUUAGUUGUUCUCUAACUCUCGAGGGAGGAAGUAUGCGACUUUAUUGAUCUUUCGAGGGACAUAGUCGCCGAGGCAACGAAGGAUGGGCAUAUUCCGUGAAUAUCCGCUCGUUUUUAAUCUUUACAAGAAAUAUAGUUAAACCUUCGACGAGGAAAGAACGAAGAAACUGUUGGAAGAAAAUUGUGAGUGGGUUAUAUGGACACCGACAACGCUCCACAAGGUUCUACUAACUCAACGUUCGUGUAAAUAUCGCCAGCGAUCCCCAAGAAAAAAUUAACAAAUAGUGCGAAUAACAGUCUGAUCGAAUCAUCGGAGAAUUGAAGGAAGGAUAUCUGGAGUAAUUUAUGGUUGUUGUUUCUACCAUUGUGAUAAGCGAAAUGACUAAAGUGUCAGGAAUGAUAGAGGCGGAAGACGCCGUUGACAAGCCAACUCUGGUACGACGUAUGUCCAAUAUGUUGAAAGAUGGAAAUAACAGUGGACCACCGUUGUUGUUUCGCCAUGCCUCGAUGCAGAAGAUUCGCCAUUGCUGCCAAAACCUAAAUCUCUUUCCAUAUCUGCUCUACUCCUUCGGUAACUCGAAAUCGCAUCCAGUCGCACGAAAGGUGCAUCAUUGCCUUGGCCAGUUCCUUCAGCUCAUUAUCGCGAGGAUCUUCUUCCUAUGCAGGAGUUUCCGACAGUCGCUGCUACGCGGUAUUCGUUCGAAGGAGUUUGAAGUAGCGGAGCUACCAAACAGCGCCGAAUUCUGCAAGUUGACGCCACGAUUCCGAAUGACCAGGCUACAGAAACGAAAACAAGAUAGCCGCCUGUUCUUGACCCUAGCUGUAUACUUCGCCCCUCUGCUGUUAGUUUUCCAACUGAUCGGACUGGCCAGUGCGAUGGUCUUUGGAAAAUACACGCCCGGUUUCAUUUUUCUGAUCUCCGCCCUGUUGUUCCUCGGAUGCAUCUCGCUCAAGAUUCUCUUCCACGAGAGCGCCGAGGAGAGCCGUAAAAGUGUGAAAAUCAAAAUGGAAUGAUCAUGUUCCGGCUGUCGUUGCCUAUCUCAGCCAUCACUCUGCGAUCAGACUGUUUAUCAGAUAAUAGACCAGAGAGUAUUGAGUGUCUUGGUCUCUUUUACAGUUCCCCAUUGUCGCAUUUGAUUACUUAAACGACGCGAUGCCAGAUAGAGCUUACAUAUUACCUGUGUAUAUCGCAUGAAAUUAGUUUGUCCAUGCUUGUUCAUGUCCUUUUUUUAUUCCCUCAUACUCUUCCUUUCUCACUCUCUCUUUCUCUCUCUUUUUCUUCCUUUCUCUCUUUCUAUAAUAUACAUAUGUAUGUUAGUUGCCCAUCGAUGGCUUUCUAGUUAGUCUAGAAUUUCGAGUCGAUUGGUUCGCAAGUUCCAUGUUUUUUUUUUUUUACAUUUCGUUAUUAUCGGACUGAUACAUGUAAUCGUACGCGUAAGUAACGUAGUUGCAACUUUAGAGGAUAGACAGUUUGUAACCACGUGCUUCAGAUUACGAAUACGGUCUUUUUUUGAAGAAGUUCGUACAACGUAUGUAUUACUUUUAUCUACGCAUAAUUGUUAUUCUUCCUUUUAUUUCUCUUUUUUUUUUAACUUCUUUUCGUUUUCUCGGAUUCCAACUUCCGAGAAUUAAUUAGCAUUUUAUAGGCGCCAUAUGAACGCUAUGUACACAUGUGAAUGAAAUGCAAUUUACGAGUUACCUGGAUAAUGUAUCGCGGUUAACCUUAUCCUCUACGGCAGAAGACUGAAACUUUAACUCGUAUAUAAGACUCGUUUUAACUUGUAUAUAAAAGAGGAGAAGAUAUAUAUUAAAAUAUACUAUGUUAUAUAUGUAUACAUAAUGCGAGAAAAAAAUGAUUUAUUCUAUAUCGUAAGGUUAUAUUAGCUGUCACUCGUCAAAAUGACUUGAUGUGUCCACUAAAACGAGUUAAGGUAAUCUGUGAUCAAGUGGAUCCAAGUGUAUUUUUCGCGGCCAUUCGCUAUCCUACUUACUUAAGUACGAUAAGGAGACAUGUAACUUUGAUCUUUUUUUUUUUAAAUAUACAUUACAUCUUACGUAA
Bombus pyrosoma is the source of this 2082-nucleotide messenger RNA. RefSeq lists its product as uncharacterized. Bases 369 to 1037 code for a protein of 222 amino acids. The transcript is spliced from 3 exons. The record is from RefSeq and is a predicted model, not a curated record. NCBI's taxonomy places the organism in Eukaryota, Metazoa, Arthropoda, Insecta, Hymenoptera, Apidae.